GCGCUCAUUGGGCGGAAAAAACAAAGGCAAGAAAGAGUUCUGGAACACUAUCACUGUUCACCUUUGCCUUUGCCAUUAAGGCAAGCACCUGCCUCUUUAAGCUCAGGGCAACAAGCUAAUUCUAACAUUUACAGUCACCCUUUUCAAUAUUCAAUUAAGCCAUGGCGUUGCAGUGGAUGAUUCUCACUUACGUGGUGGCAGCUGAGGCAGCCAUCGCCCUUCUCUUGACCCUCCCUACACCUAAACUUUUGAAGAAACGUUUCGUUUCUCUUAUUUCCAUUAUUCUUCAGCCGUGCCUCUUCGUCGUCCCCUUUUCUGCGUUUCAGCUUAUGGAUCUCUAUUGGAAGAACGAGCAUCGGUUGAUGUGUACCUCUGAGAUCUGCACGGCUGCUGAGCGAGAUCGAUAUGAGAAAUCUAUAUACAAAGCGCAAAAGAACGUGAUUCUGUGUGUCGCAGCAUGCCUUCUCUACUGGUGCAUCUACCGCAUCUGCAAAUAUUACGAAGAGAUUCAGAGUUUGGAGGAAGUAGAAAAGAGAUACAAGGAUAAGUAAACUUCUCACUGUUAGCCCAUCUUUUAAAUUUAGUGUAGAUGAAUGUGUCAUUUUACAAUCUUCUUUGCAAUGAAACUUAAGAUGACCUCCUGGAAUUAUGUCACAAAUUUCAUGUACUCUCUGUUUAAGUGUAUCUUUGUCUCGCGGACUGUUUUUUCUUGUGGCUCUAAAGCAGCCGCAGCCUGUUAUAAUUGAAGCUAAAGCAUGAAUAUAAUUUACCUUAAGAGUUUGUACAAUAAUUGAAGCUAAAGCAUGUACUCCGACCUCCCGGAAUUAUGUCACAAAUUUCAUGUACUCUCUGUUUUAAUUUGUAUUCCUAGUGACAUUUAAUUAUUGGCCUUAUUUUAAGAAUUGAUUUUGAUUCA
Messenger RNA from Mangifera indica (mango), 916 nucleotides. RefSeq lists its product as uncharacterized. NCBI's taxonomy places the organism in Eukaryota, Viridiplantae, Streptophyta, Magnoliopsida, Sapindales, Anacardiaceae. Gene Ontology annotation, cellular component: endoplasmic reticulum membrane; endoplasmic reticulum. Gene Ontology annotation, biological process: endoplasmic reticulum to Golgi vesicle-mediated transport; intracellular protein transport. The coding region runs from base 162 to 551 and encodes 129 amino acids. The record is from RefSeq and is a predicted model, not a curated record. The transcript has 4 exons.